Molecule: messenger RNA, 1357 nt
Organism: Ctenocephalides felis (cat flea)
Lineage: Eukaryota; Metazoa; Arthropoda; Insecta; Siphonaptera; Pulicidae
Product: sarcalumenin-like
Exons: 4
Coding region: 1-864 (287 amino acids)
Source: RefSeq, a predicted model, not a curated record
AUGACGGACCUGCACAGUUCUGUUUAUUGCGUAAACAUGGUUGAGAUUCCUGGAAUUUUGGAAGUUCGGAAGCAGGUAUCGAGACUAUUUCCAUUCAACGAUGCUUGUCAGUGGUUCAUCGACCGAGCAGAUAUAAUAUUCCUGGUAUACGAUCCAUCCAAAUUGGACGUCGGACCAGAAACAGAAGCUAUUUUGGAUCAGCUAAAAGGACGAGAAUAUCAAACUCGCAUCAUCUUGAAUAAAGCUGACCAAGUUAAGCCGGAGGAGUUGAUGCGCGUUCAGGGCGCCCUUAUCUGGAAUAUCUCCCCGCUGAUGUCGUCAGCCCAGCCGCCGGUCAUGUACACUGCUUCACUCUGGUCUAUACCAUAUGAGUCUGGUGCGCCAGUCAGACUUCUGCAGGCCCAGGAGAGAGAGCUGCUAAAAGACUUAAGAGGAGCCAUCGAUAAGAGAAUCGAUAAUAAAAUUGCCAGCGCUAGACGAUUUGCGGUUCGCGUACGCAAUCACGCCAAGAUGGUUGACUGUUACUUGACGACUUAUUAUAACCAUAAGACAUUGUUCAGCAAUAAGAAGUUGAUAUCAAAUGCCAUCAUCGAGCACCCACAAGAUUACCACAUUUACGAGGGAUUGAGCACGCUGACUAAUAUCUCACGUUAUGAUCUUCCCGAUCCUGAUGUCUACCGUGACUUCUUCCGGCUGAACCCUCUCUACGACUUUCAGCAGUUGUCGGCCACUUGUACGUAUUUCCGUGGUUGUCCCAUCAACAAGUUAGAUGUGGCCAUUGCCUACGAUUUGCCUGAACUGGUUGGAAAAUACAAGAAGAUGAUUGAAAAAGAGGAAAAAGUCAAAGCGCAUGAUAAAAGCUGAAAAAAUCCACAAUAGAAAACAAGAGAAUGGGGAAAUGACGCGUUCAUUUUUCAAAUCAUGUAUGUUCACAUUUCACAUUGUUAUAUUCAUAUAUGCCGGUGAGAUUAGAUUUCAACUUGCGGGAAUUGCGAGGUACCUAGUCUUGAUUUUGUGUUAAAAUUUGAAAAUAUUUUUUUCCUCUAAGUUUCAAAAGAACAGCGUUUACAUUUUACAAUAUCGUAAUGACGAAUCUUUCAAUUUUCCAUGCUGAUUUUAUUGCGAUGAAUGUUGAUACGAACGCGUUUACCGGCUCAUUCUCUGCCUACUUAUUGUUAGUCGUGCGCAAACUUACGAUAAAAUUCAGCGCUUGCACGGGUCUACACGUCUCAUUGUCAGAGGGAACAUCGGUUAUAAAUUUUUUUAACAAGUUUGAUGGAAAAUCAAAAAUAUUUUCCAAGAUUUGUUCCAUGCGAUACAUUUAUCUAUUCACAAAAUAUGUGUUCAUAAUAAUUUA